Melanotaenia boesemani (Boeseman's rainbowfish) is the source of this 3632-nucleotide messenger RNA. It is a transcript of the gene osbpl3b, whose product is annotated as oxysterol binding protein-like 3b. Gene Ontology annotation, cellular component: plasma membrane; intracellular membrane-bounded organelle; cytosol. The record is from RefSeq and is a predicted model, not a curated record. The coding region runs from base 181 to 2835 and encodes 884 amino acids. The transcript is spliced from 23 exons. Gene Ontology annotation, molecular function: cholesterol binding. Lineage: Eukaryota; Metazoa; Chordata; Actinopteri; Atheriniformes; Melanotaeniidae.
GCUGCAUGUAUGUGCAUGUCAUACCGGAGUAAAGAGACUGUGUAUUAAGUCUGUCAUUUCUACUUGAAUUGCUCCUCACUAGUUGUAGAUAAAUAUCUCUUCUUUGAAUCUUUCUAUCUGUACCUCGAGGAAUGUCCAUUGUAAUCCAGCUGUAGUUGACUCUGGCCAGUCUGCAGCAAGAUGAGCUCAGAGGAGCGCAGCUCAGCCAUGUCACAGAAGAUCUCCUCCUUGUCACGCAGCAACAGCAGCUCCUCGUCCAAACAUGACAGUCGACAGGACAGUUGGGAAAUAGUGGAAGGCCUGCGUGGAGGAUUCAGCAGUGUUCUUGAGCCCCAGAAACAGGAGGGCUACAUGCUGAAAAGGAGGAAGUGGCCUAUGAAGGGUUGGCAUAAGAGAUACUUUUUCUUGGACAAGGGAAUUCUUAAGUAUGGCAAAUGCAGCACUGAUAUUGAGAAAGGGAAAUUGCGUGGUUGCAUUGAUGUGGGUCUCUCCGUCAUGGCCAUUAAAAAGAAGACCAAGUGUAUUGAUCUUGACGCCGAGGAAAACAUCUAUCACCUGAAGAUGAAGUCACAGGAGAUGUUUGAUGAAUGGGUUUCGAAGCUGCGUCACCAUCGGCUUUACCGGCAAAAUGAGACUGCAAUGUGCACUAACGAGAAGUCCUUCUACUAUCCCCACUACCCCUCCCCCAACUCCCCCAGCAUGGUCGAGGGUGCCUCUAUCAGAAGGUGCAUGUCUAUACGAAGACAGUCCACAGUGCAUUCUGCAGGAACCUUCCCCUUAAGCUCCAACAGCCAGGCGAAAGUCGCUGCCUGGCUCCAGUCAUCUGAUGACAUGGACAAAUGCUCCAAAGACUUGUCAGUAUGUGAGAGCUACCUGCUGGAGCUUAACCACCUGCUACAAAGCAUGGAAGUCCUUCACCGCACCUACUCUGCACCAUCCAUCCAAGCACUACAGACAUCUACAUUUGACAGCCCCAAAAAAGAAAAGAGACUUCCAAGGAAAUGGCGCAAUAAAAACUACAAUAAAGAUGUCAAAACAACUCUGCAGGUACCAAGCUGCAUCUCCUCUGGUGCUGUCCGGCUCCAUGCCUCUAACCCCAACCUUUCUACAGCCGCACUCGGGAAUGAAAAAGCCGACCCUGAAACCACGGAUUCCCCUUUUGAUGUGGCAAAACUGCAGGAGGAUUUUUGCCGUGUUGCAACAAACUUGCACACAACCAUGAAGUUAGUACUGAGUUCACUAACAUCUGAAAGGGAGAGAUUAAAGCAAAUUCUGGAUCACGAAUCAUGUCCCCCGACCUCACCACAAGUUGUUAAUUUGAAGAACACUCUGGCAGCGGCUUUAGCCCAGAACUCUGAGCUGAGAGAGCGCCUGAGCAAGAUUCAUGCUGAGUCCCACAUCACAGAGCCCACACUAAUAAAUCUCACUGCCCCUGUGCAGAAACAGGACUCUAUAGAUGACUCCAAUCCCCUCAAACACCAAAUAUCCAAUGAGAGCAGAGCUUCAAUUGCAGAGUCAUUGUCUGAGUUUUUUGAUGCACAGGAGGUUCUAUUGUCUGCUAGUUCCUCUGAAAAUGAGGUAUCUGAUGAUGACUCAUACAUCAGUGAUAUUAGUGACAACUUUUCCAUGGACAAUUUCAGCAAUGAAACAGAAAGUGAAAGACCAAAUUCAGGCUCCGUAGAAGAAGGCCCUGUCUAUUGUCAACGUCGAUCCUGUCUGCCCUCACCCAGCCCCAGUAACAGCACCAUCAGCCUGUGGAACAUCCUCAGAAACAACAUUGGCAAAGACCUGUCCAAGGUGGCAAUGCCUGUGCAUCUUAAUGAGCCACUCAACACCCUUCAGAGACUGUGUGAAGAGCUGGAGUACAGUGAACUGUUAGACAGGGCUGCUACCACACAGGACCCUUUUGAACGUAUGAUGUACAUAGCCACAUUUGUGGUAUCUGGUUAUGCAUCCAGCUACUACAGAACAGGAGGAAAGCCUUUCAAUCCUGUUCUAGGCGAGACUUACGAAUGUGACCGGCCAGACAAAGGCUUUCAGUUUGUUGCUGAGCAGGUCAGCCAUCACCCACCCAUCUCAGCUUGCCAUGCAGAAUCUAAAAACUUUGUUUUCUGGCAAGAUGUGAGGUGUAAGAACAAAUUCUGGGGAAAGUCGAUGGAGAUUGUUCCUGUCGGCACCACUCAUGUAACUCUACCACGAUUUGGGGACCAUUAUGAAUGGAACAAGGUGACAUCCUGCAUCCACAACAUUCUCAGUGGGCAGCGCUGGAUUGAGCACUAUGGGGAGAUCUUUGUCAAAAACUCUAGCAGUGACAUUUGUCAGUGCAAGAUUACUUUUGUCAAGGCCAAAUACUGGAACUCAAGUGUAAAUGAGGUGGAGGGAACUAUUACAGAUAAUAAAGGAAAGGUCAUCCACAGACUCUUUGGAAAGUGGCACGAAGCAGUUUUCUGUGGAGACCCACCAUCGGCUACAUGCAUCUGGAGAGCAAAUGCGAUGCCAGUGAACCAUGAGCAGUACUAUGGUUUUACAAAAUUUGCAAUGGAACUAAAUGAAAUGGACCCAUUCCUAAAACUGCUGCUAUCACCUACAGACACCCGACUACGAGUGGACCAAAGGCUGCUGGAAGAGGGGAACUUGGAGGCAGCAGAAGAACAAAAGCAGAGGAUUGAACAGCUGCAGAGAGAUAGACGGAGAGUCCUGGAGGAGAACAACGCAUCAUAUCAGCCUAAAUUCUUCAGGAAGUCGAAGGAUGAUACCUGGGUGAGCAACAACACAUAUUGGGAGCUGAGAAAGGACCCUGGCUUUGUCCACAUGGAUUUUCCUACACUGUGGUGACUCCUGAGCUGCUGAUUAUACACAUUUCGACCUGCGCAGCCUCUACUGUGAUCCAGGCUGGUUCUGGUGAUGUCUAUAACCCCAGUCCAAUCAUCCACGUUCAGCAUUCGUUUUCUGUAUUGCAGUUCUUUAAAGUUAUUGCCUUAAUAACAAGUGCUUAUCUAUGUUGUGUAAACACAUUUAUGUUAGCAUGUUAACAGAAUGUUGAUUAGUUUUGGAAAUUUGUGCCCACGUUUCCACACCUAUUAUGCUGUAUUAAAAAAGGAGAAUUUGUUGGUAUAAGGGAUGAUAAAUCAUUUUAUUACUUAAUCCACACUAGCUUGAAAUGUACCGAACAACUGGUCACUUUAACUGUUGUCUUAUCAUUGACAUUCUCUACCUCAGAGAUAAACUAGCCUUGAUAUGCCAUUAAUUGAGUGUACACAUUCAAUAUAUAUUCUGCAUUGCCUGAUGCCUUACUAAGUUGUACUCACAUUGUUUAAUUUAUUUUGUUGCACUGCCUAAAAAUAGAUGUUUUGUAAGGAUGAGCAAGAAUUGUUCAAAUGAUUUCUUUAUCCCCACUGUGCUCAGCUUAUCUUUCUAUCACAACUGUAAUUACUGCUUUUUUUGCUUUUUUUUCUCUAUGACUGUGUAAAUUAUUGUGUACUAUAUAAGCAGCAGUAGCAAAUAUCAAUUUAGUUUUUGUUUGUUUUGAUGUUUUUUUUCACUUUAUUCAUUGCACCAUCGGGACAUGUGGCUUUAGGACCAAAAGCAUCCAAAUGUAUGCACCAUGACAUCAAAUAAAUUCAGAUUCUUUG